This is a messenger RNA of Neltuma alba, 2388 nucleotides long. Its product is annotated as outer envelope protein 61. The transcript has 11 exons. Gene Ontology annotation, molecular function: protein binding. NCBI's taxonomy places the organism in Eukaryota, Viridiplantae, Streptophyta, Magnoliopsida, Fabales, Fabaceae. The coding region runs from base 208 to 1971 and encodes 587 amino acids. The record is from RefSeq and is a predicted model, not a curated record.
UGUGAAUCCGACCUCAACUUGUUCUCGUCUCCUUGCUUUUAAAUUCAAGAUUGUUCUGUUUUAAUUUCAUCAUCCAAACAACCCCUUCAAUUCUCUCCCAUCUUCUAUCUUUCCAUAUCCAGAAUAACGGGAAAAAAAUUGGCCAUAACUGUUCUGCUCUUGAUCUGUUAAGUUGUUUGUUUAUAUUGGCUGGAUUGGGUAGCCAAAAUGUACAACUCUAUGAUGGAUCCUGAGAUGAUCAGAAUCGCUCAGGAGCAGAUGAGUCGCAUGUCACCCGCCGAGUUUGCUCGGAUCCAACAGCAGAUGAUGUCUAAUCCAGAGUUAAUGAGGAUGGCCUCAGAAAGCAUGAAGAACAUGAGGCCUGAAGAUUUCAAACUUGCUGCAGAGCAGUUAAAACAUACUCGCCCUGAACAGAUGGCUGAGAUUGGUGAAAAGAUGGCAAAUGCAACACCUGAAGAAAUUGCAGCUAUGCGUGCCCAUGCUGAUGCGCAGAUUAAAUAUCAAAUAAGUGCCGCUGAGAUGUUGAAGAAGCAGGGCAAUGAACUUCACAGUCAGGGAAAAUUCCAUGAAGCUAUGCAGAAGUAUUGUCUUGCCAAGCAAAACAGUAGAGAAAUUCCAUCCUCUCAAAGUAGAAAGCUUCUUUUAGCAUGCUCACUGAACUUGAUGUCUUGCUACGUGAAGACAGGGCAGUAUGAUGAAUGUGUAAAAGAAGGUUCUGAGGUUUUGGCUUAUGAUGCAAAAAAUCUUAAAGCUCUUUACCGGAGAGGUCAAGCAUAUAAGGAACUUGGUCUACUAAAGGAUGCCGUUAAUGAUUUGAGCAUGGCAUAUGAAGUUUGCCCAGAUGAUGAUACAGUUGCAAAGCUUUUGAGGGAGACCAAGGAAAUGUUGGCAGAGGAUGAUGGCGAGCAUGCACCUAGAGGAUUAGUAAUUGAAGAAAUAAUUGAAGAAGAUCAGAAUGUUCCGGCACAAAACUUUGGAAGCUCAUCUGUGGAACAACCAGUGGUUCAGCCAAAAACUUCCAAUGAGUCUUCUAAGACUUCCAGUGCAUUCAUCAAUGAAAAGUUAAAAUCAAAUAUGGAGGGCUUAAAUGCAUUGAAAAAUGAUCCUCAAGCUAUCAGGUCAUUCCAAAAUUUCAUUUCAAAUGCUGACCCUGCCACUCUUGCUUCUCUGAAUGCGGGACAAUCCAAAGAUGUUUCUCCUGAUAUGAUUAGAACUGCCUCAGACAUGAUUAGCAAGAUAUCGCCACAGGAACUUCAAAAAAUGCUUGACAUGGCUUCCUCGUAUCAGGGGGACAGCCCAUUUUUAAGAGGUUCCCCUGGUUCUACUGUCAACUCUGGAUCAAUUCCUCCAAAUGUGACUCCUGACAUGUUUAAAACAGCUUCUGAUAUGAUAAGUAAAAUGCCACCGGCGGAUCUUCAGAAGAUGUUUGAAAUGGCUUCCUCAUUAUCCGGGAAAGCAUCUAGCUCAUCAUCUGCAGCUGUAGACAAGAAUGUGAGAAAUGCUUAUCAGCCAAACAUCCCCUCCUCGAAUGCUAAUGGAAGUAAUGCUUUUGCUGAAUCAAGUUCUUCGCAUGAUUCGUUUUUAAAUAUGAGAAAUGCUGCUCAGUUGAACGUCCCAUCCUCAAGUACUGAUUUGCAAGAACAGAUGAAAAACCAGAUGAAAGAUCCAGCAAUGCGACAGAUGUUUACAUCAAUGAUAAAAAAUAUGAGCCCAGAAAUGAUGGCGAACAUGGGGGAACAAUUUGGUGUUAAGCUUUCAAAAGAAGAUGCAGCAAAAGCUCAGCAAGCCAUGUCAUCCUUGUCACCAGAGGACUUGGAUAGAAUGAUGCGAUGGGCUGAUCGGGUUCAAAGAGGAGUUGAAGGUGCAAAGAAUACAAAGAAUUGGCUACUAGGAAAAGGUGGUUUGAUAAUGGCAGUAGUCAUGCUCAUUUUAGCAGCAAUUUUUCAUCGGCUAGGCUUCAUUGGUGGCUAGAAUAAGAGACAUGUACAUUCUAGGACGUCCUGAUUUGGGUGUUCGAGAGGAUUCCAAGGGCUGCCUUCGAGGGCAGUGGAUAUGAGUUUAUCAGUUUUUUUGGGAGGAGAAAAGGAGGGUUCAAAAGGGGAAGAUCGCGUAGUUAAUGAUUAAUGUGUUUACUCCAUGUUUUUGGUGGAAAUCUUUUGAUUUGAUUUUGAUCCGUUGUAUCUUUUGGUGGCUCUGACUAGAUGGGGUAGGCGAUGAAAUUGACAAAAAUGUCAUCUCAUCGGGGGAUUGACUCUGGUUUUUUAACCUCUCUCUUUUGUAAAAUAUUAGCGGAGCUGCACUAGCAUUGUGACCCCUACUAUUAAAUCAAUUUGAUGGCAAUAAACUGAUUAGGCAUCCGGAUCAUCUGCCGUGCAUUGUUUUAUCUAA